Molecule: messenger RNA, 2243 nt
Organism: Polypterus senegalus (gray bichir)
Lineage: Eukaryota; Metazoa; Chordata; Cladistia; Polypteriformes; Polypteridae
Exons: 3
Coding region: 274-1092 (272 amino acids)
Source: RefSeq, a predicted model, not a curated record
CCCCGCGUCUGAUUCGUUACUUGAACCUCGUUCGGUGCUACAAGUGGAAGGACCGCAGUGCACCGUCAGGCUGGUGAAGACAGCAACCGAAUAAACGGCCAGUAACUGCGGCAUCGCGUUAAGAGGAUCCAGUUUAACUUAUCUUUACUCAUGUCACCCUGCUCUCUAAACUUUAUUAAUAUAUUUUAUUUCGCAAUAUUGGUUUGGGAAAGUUGCUUUACCAACAAGAAUAUCUGCAACUGCUGAGAGUAUAUUCUGAUUCAACAAAAGGCAAUGAGAGGAAAAGAGAAACAAAUGAAAAUGGGAGAAUGGAGCCUACACAAAAGGAAAACCACAAGAAAGGGGGCAUUGGAGGAAGAUAGAUUAGAUGAGGCCGCUGUUGAUAAGGAAAUCCAGAAGGUGGAGAUGUUUUUGAAGAUUUUUCAAGAGAAAGAAGAGGUCAUUGAGUAUAAAAUCAACAAGCUGAAUGAGGCGGUGAAGUACCUGAAUCCAUUAAGGGCUCGAACUCAAAUAGCAGGUCUACUGAUCUUUGGGGGUUUGGUGUUGACAUCUGCUAUGAAACUUGGAGCUUCCUUACAAACUGCUGUUUUCAUCUCCAUAGUAGUUACAUUUAUUUUUGUACUUGCUGACAAAAAGUCAUUUAAAUACAGAAUGCGUGAAUUAAAGGAAAGUACUACAUUAGGCCUCCUGGAAGUUGGCUUGUUGGCCAGUGGUGCUGCAGAAGCCCUUUUAUGGUUAAGUAAGAUACCUGAAUCAUCAGCCCAGGGUGGAAAAAUUCAGCGCUUCUUGAAAGUGUUACGGACAGAGGUAUGUCUCAGGAAGCUAAUGGAAACUGUAUCCGAGUUAAGCUUGAGGGAAUAUGACUGUGUUGAAGGGACAACUUUGAGUGCACAAGAGAAAAUAUUCCUGGAGAUUUUCCCUCAUCGCCUAGACCAGCUCUACUCAAUGUUUGAAGCCAUCAUAGAAGCAGACACUGACCAAGACAGCGAACUUAAUUCCAGACGGAUUUGUGAGUGUGCAGAGAAACUGCAGGAGAACCUCAAAGCAAUCCAUUGUAUUUAUUCAGAAUUAACCAAAUUUUCUAAAGUGUAGGCUGCCCAACUUUCUAGCCUAGAGGACAGUUUGCUUAAGGCUCCUCUCAAACUGUCAGAAUUCUUCUGUAAUACCGAGAGAGUGAAUUUAAGAUUAAGUCAGGAAGCUUGGUUCAACCAAAUUGCAAAUUGAAUGUGUAAAAGGCAGCAAAUUAGGAAACAAUCUUAUCAGACUGUGCACACAAGGGUAGGUUUCAAGUGCAUGGAAAGUGUUCUUCAAUAUGUACACAUUGCUUUGUUAUGAAUCCCCAAUAGAGGACAGCAUACUUCUUUUGUAUCAGUGUACAAAGGGUGAGCUGUAUUUUGUUGCUGCUGUUGGUUAUCCUGACUAUUUUAUGUCUGCCUCAGUUCAGAACAGUGCAUAUUGUAUUUAUGAGCAACCAUACAGUUUAAAAUUGGGUUCAGCAGUAGGAUGCCAUCUUUCUGGACUUGCAAGUUCAGAGUGAAUAAAAACAGGUGUCUCAAAAACGGUUACUUCAAAGGCAUCCACAUUCUUGUCUUGAAAUUGAACAUUUGGUACAAUGGCACAUUGAUUAUUGUUGUUGCUUUGCAUAAAGUAGGGAGGAUGGGAACUCCCAAGUUAAUAACGCCACAUCAGCUCAUGUUAGUUUGCUUUAAUGGACUUCAGCAUGCACCUUUCAAUUUUAAAAUGCCCAAGCAGAAAAAGCCAGCAAAACUGUGAUUUUAUCACUCGUGUUUGGUCAUUGAACCUCGUAAGUAUAUUUGUCCAGGUGCCCAGAACUGCUAUGUCUUGACUUUUUGCUUUCCCAUUUUCUGCUGUUCAUAUUUAGUUUUUGUGUUAACAGGAAUUUACUGCAUGUCAUCGUGACUUUGUCUAUAUUAAAAACUGGGAUUCAUUUCUGUUGUUUAUUUACCUUGAUAUCUAUUUCCAUAUAUUUAGAUAUUUUAAGACUUUCUACUUCUACAUCCAUUCGAAAUGCUGAGCCCCUCAAUGUGUUUAAGAAGCAUUUGAAGACUGUCUUGUUAGGUAAAUUUCUGUCUAACAGCUGUUAGGUUUUGCAACCUAGAAAUUGUAAUUCACUUUUGUAAUCUAGCUCUGUAAAAUUUUUUCCUAAACAUCCCCCUAUAAUUAUGUUUACUUGAUUAUGUUGUUGUUUUUGUAAGUGUAAGUUGCUUUGGAUAAAAGUGUCU